Messenger RNA from Penicillium griseofulvum, 1962 nucleotides. Its product is annotated as Tetratricopeptide-like helical. The record is from RefSeq and is a predicted model, not a curated record. NCBI's taxonomy places the organism in Eukaryota, Fungi, Ascomycota, Eurotiomycetes, Eurotiales, Aspergillaceae. Gene Ontology annotation, molecular function: protein binding. Bases 1 to 1962 code for a protein of 653 amino acids. The transcript has 6 exons. Gene Ontology annotation, cellular component: kinesin complex.
AUGAAUACUAUAAAUUUUGGCGAAAGGAACUCAGGUUCUCAGGUGGGCAUCAACAAUGGGGUGAUAAAUCUUGGUGCGGAGCCACAGGAAUUGCGCCCUGACCCUAUAUCCACUGUACCAGUUCCACACGACCCAGACUUUGUGAGUCGUGAUGACCUUCUUAAUCGGAUUCAGGGGCAAUCGUCGGUCCCGGGGUCCAGAAUAGUUCUCGUUGGUCUCGGUGGUGUGGGGAAAACCCGGCUUGCCGCCGAAUACUGCCAUCAAUUGCGACAGCGAUCGCCUCACACCUGGGUUUUCUGGGUUCAUGCGAGUAAUGCGGCCCGCUGCGAGGAAAGUCUUCGCAAUAUUGCUGAACGCGCCAAGAUUCCCGGGCGUAGCGGCCGCAACACUAAUAUCUUCCAACUCUUCGGGAACUGGUUGCAAGAUGGAAAGAUCGGAGAAUGGAUUCUUGUGCUUGAUAAUUUGGAUGAUGACGAGCUUCUUCGCAAACCGUUUGCCACCUGUACGGAUGAUAAAGCAAAUUUCCAGAGCCAUCACUCGACACAGCCACCGCUCAAGUACAUUCUCGCAAGUUCUAAUGGCUCUACCAUCAUCACAAGCCGGAAUAGAGGGCAGUCUGCGGCUGAUUUACUGUCUCUCAUGAGCUUUUUCGACCGCCAGGGUAUUCCAGCAGAUCUUCUACGGGUGCAGGAAAAGGAGAAGAACCAUGAAAGUUUAGGUUCUCUAGGGGAAGAAAUACCAGAUAGCUCGAGUGAAGAGGAUACAGACAGUUCGUCUGAAGACGACCUAGAAGAUGGUUUUGAGAACGACAUUACGACUCUCAGAGACUAUUCCUUCAUUACUACCUGUAAAGAUAGCACAGCGAGUAUAAAAAUUAGGAGAGAUACCGGUCCCUAUUUCCGCAUGUCAGGUCAGCCGUAUUACAUCGACCGAAAUCGCAAGACUCGCUCCGAAGUUGGGCUGCGCUACUCUACAGAGGGGCGUGAGGCGGAGCAGCUCGAGGUGCAGGUUAUAGAAACCCGCAAGACGAACUUUAGCGUGGACCAUCCCGACACGCUCACUAGUAUGGCCAUCCUAGCGUCGACGUAUAGUCACCAGGGCCGAUGGGAAGAUGCGGAACAACUUAGGGUGCAGGUCAUAGGUACCAGUAUGGCGAAGCUCGGCGUAGACCAUCCCUCUACGCUUAUUAGCAUAGGCAACCUGGCGGUGACGUAUAGCUACCAGGGCCGAUGGGAAAAGGCGGAGCAGCUCGAGAUACAGGUCAUGGAGACCCGUAAGACGAAGCUUGGCGUGGAUCAUCCCGAUACGCUUACUAGUAUGGCUAACCUAGCGGCGACGUAUAGCGACCAAGGCCGAUGGGAAGAGGCGGAGCAGCUCGAGAUACAGGUCAUGGAGACCCGUAAGACGAAGCUUGGUAUGGAUCAUCCCGACACGCUUACUAGUAUGGCCAACCGAGCGGCGAUAUAUAGUCACCAGGGCCGAUGGGAAGAUGCGGAACAACUUAGGGUGCAGGUCAUGGGUACCAGUAUGGCGAAGCUCGGCGUAGACCAUCCCUCUACGCUUAUUAGCAUGGGCAACCUGGCAGUGACGUAUAGCGACCAAGGCCGAUGGGAAGAGGCGGAGCAGCUCGAGGUACAGGUCAUGGAGACCCAUAAGACGAAGUUUGGCGUGGAUCAUCCCGACACGCUGACAAGUAUGGCCAACCUAGCUUUCACCUGGAAAUCUACCGGUCAGCAUGCGAAAGCAAUCAGCUUGCUUCGAGCCUGCGUGAUCAAGCAGCGACAAAUUAUAGGCCCCACUCAUCCUAACACGAUAUCCAAUGGCAACCUGCUGCUGGAAUGGGAAACUGCUGAUGGAGAUGCAGAAGAUAUCAAGAUGAUUGAUUCAUUCGAGGAAGCGAAGGAGAGAGAGGAAGAGAAGCUAUCUGCUGGCAGUCCUGACAAACGGGGUCACACCAGGUGA